CUUACCAGAAAGCGGAAGCGGCGCGCAGCACGUGGGGGCGGUGCCGGUCGGAGGGCUUUGAGUCUUCUUGGUUUGUGGGAGGUGAGGCUGCUAGCGGCUACAGCCCAGGGCCAGGGGCAGAGCGCGGGGAACUGGAGAGACGCUGCGGAGCUUGGAGACCGGCUGAGCGUCAUGGAGGGCUCUGAGGAGCAACCGGGCCCACGGCCACCGCAUCCCGGGGAACACCGCAUCCGCGACGGCGACUUCGUGGUGCUGAAACGGGAAGAUGUGUUUAAAGCAGUGCAAGUCCAGCGGAGAAAGUAAAAAAGUAACUUUUGAAAAACAGUGGUUCUAUCUGGAUAACGUCAUUGGCCAUAGUUAUGGAACCACAUUUGAAGUUACCAGUGGAGGAAGUCUUCAGCCUAAGAAGAAGAAGGAAGAGCCUACUUCAGAGACCAAAGAAGCGGGCACUGAUAAUCGAAAUAUAAUUGAUGAUGGGAAAUCUCAGAAACUUACUCAAGAUGACAUAAAAGCUUUAAAGGACAAAGGCAUUAAAGGCGAGGAAAUAGUUCAGCAAUUAAUUGAAAAUAGUACAACAUUCCGAGACAAGACAGAAUUUGCUCAAGAUAAAUAUAUAAAAAAGAAGAAAAAGAAAUAUGAAGCCAUGAUUACUGUUGUGAAGCCAUCCACCCGCAUUCUUUCAGUUAUGUAUUAUGCAAGAGAACCUGGAAAAAUUAACCACAUGAGAUACGAUACACUAGCCCAGAUGCUGACAUUGGGAAAUAUCCGUGCUGGCAAUAAAAUGAUUGUGAUGGAAACAUGUGCAGGCUUGGUGCUGGGUGCAAUGAUGGAACGAAUGGGAGGUUUUGGCUCCAUUAUUCAGCUGUACCCUGGAGGUGGACCUGUUCGGGCAGCAACAGCAUGUUUUGGAUUUCCAAAAUCUUUCCUCAGUGGUCUUUAUGAAUUCCCCCUCAACCAAGUGGACAGUCUCUUAAAUGGAACAUUUUCUGCUGAGAUGUUAUCUUCAGAGCCAAAAGACAGUGCUUCGGUUGAAGAAAGUAAUGGUACACUGGAGGAAAAACAGACUUCAGAGCAAGAGAACGAAGACAGCAUGCCAGAGGCCCCAGAGAGCAAUCACCCAGAAGAACAAGAAACAAUGGAAAUUGUAUCUCAAGAUCCAGACUCUAAGGAGCCUAAAGAGAGAGGAAACAGAAAGGAUUAUAUUCAGGAAAAGCAGAGGAGACAAGAAGAGCAGAAGAAAAGACAUUUAGAAGCUGCUGCUCUGCUGAGUGAAAGAAACGCAGACGGUUUAAUUGUAGCUAGUCGUUUCCAUCCCACUCCACUGCUGCUGUCUUUGCUGGACUUUGUGGCUCCUUCAAGGCCGUUCGUGGUCUACUGUCAAUAUAAAGAGCCUCUGUUGGAAUGCUACACAAAACUGCGGGAAAGAGGAGGGGUCAUCAAUCUCAGGCUGUCUGAAACCUGGCUCAGAAAUUACCAGGUUUUGCCAGAUCGAAGUCAUCCCAAACUACUGAUGAGUGGAGGUGGGGGGUACCUUCUCUCAGGCUUCACUGUUGCCAUGGACAACCUUAAAGCAGACCCCAGUCUCAAAUCCAGCACCAGCACUUUAGAAUCACACAAGACUGAAGAGCCAGCAGCUAAAAAACGGAAGUGCCCAGAGUCUGACUCAACCUUUCAAAAAUUGCUCUGAUUUUUGUUCUCAGACAUUAUGCAGUUAGUAAGUAAGCUUUAAAUGCCAUUACUAAUUGUGUUUUCAUAUCCUAAGAAUGAGAACAUGUCUAUACCCCUGUUCGUGGGAAGGACAAGUAAGCCUUUUGUCCUCCUCUGACACAGAUUGGUUCCGUCUGUCAAAACCUCGAGCCAGAAUACCCAAGCCUGGGGUAAGCAGUAGACUGGUAUAUGGCCAAUUGUGUUUACUUCACAAAAAUCUUCUUAAGUACUUUUAGUGCUCUGCGCAAAUAUCUUGAGAAUUUAGAGAUCAAAGAAAUAUAUUUAUACAAAACUUUGUUUAUAUGUUAAGCCAAGUGGAAUAACACACCAUCAGUGAAACUUGAGUACUGAAACGAAGGAGUCUGUGGAAGAAAUUUCCUCUGUUCAUUAUGUUCUCUUCAACCUAAGCAAUAUGAAUGUGUGUGAGACUUAACAGUACCAAAAAUGUCCACCCUUUUCCCUCCAGUGGAAUAAACUUUAAAAAAUUUUAUGUUCUAUUAUUUUAAUAGUUGAUGACGUAGAAAAGCUCUGAGUAUUUAUUUUACUGCUGUUUUUGUCAGUAGAAAGGUGUUGUAGGGUACUUUUUUGAAUUAAUUUGCCAGUCCUCUCAUUCUUUGUUCCAAAUAAAGUGACUAGAAUUUUUGUGUACUAUUAAAGGAAACAAAUGGUUUUUUCCCUCCCCAGAGACUUAUGGAGAUAGAUAGAUACAUGUAUAUGGAUGUUGGUAUAUGCGCAUACAUACAUAUAUUUAUAUGUGCACACACAUCCACAUGGAGACAGAGAGAACACACUGUCCAUAUGAACUGUAACAAAGUUUAGUGCAGGGCUUAGACCAGUCCUCAUAGCAUUAGUGUCACUCCUUGUCAAAUGUAUUUUAAAGUGCCUUUUUUUGGUGAUUAUUAAUGCUGGUUUGUUGAGCUCUGGCAUGACUAGGUGGUUAGCCUUUCUAAGCUCUGAAACAGUGUAAUUAAAUUAUUUGGUUAUCUGCAGCCAAGAAAAGUGUUUAGAGGAAGCCACGGCUCUUGCCCAUUGAGAGUCUGAGUCUUGCUCACUAAACAUGCUCAUCGUGUGUAUUGUUCAUGUUGUUAUAGAAUAGAUGCAGAUCAUCCAGCAAGGAGCAUCUCAGAAGAAAAAAAAGAAAUUGCUUUUUCCUAAUAGCAUGUACUAUUCUAAAAAUGGCCAGUGUGAUAACCAACAACUACAGUUCUGAUUCCUUUUUCUUAAAACAAUUGCUUUUAAAGAAUAAAAGCAUUUCCUACAAUGAUCCGUCUGACUUACAUGAAUGAUGCUCUCAGUGAUGCCGCAUUCAUUGGCUUUCAGCUGAUUGUGACACAUGGUCUUUGUAAGAAAACAUGCCUGGGUUGGCACGUCACUGAAUGUGUCCUUGCAAACAGUUGUCACUCAACAUGCAACCAGUCAAGUUUGGUCAAAGAGAACACAAUAUAUGCACAGACUAGAUUCAGUAGUGGCUGGUCUCCACUGGUCACUGUUGUUAGAACCAUCUCCUACUUGAAACUCAACCAGUUUUCAAGUCCCAUCUCAUUCCAUUCAGUGUGGGGGUCUGCACUGCCAAGGCCCUGUGCACCCAUAUAGCUGCCCCUGGAGUUGACUUGUGGACUUUUGCACCAGGUUAACUCAGAGUUAACCUUUACUUGUUAUGUUUUCUCAUUCAUGUAAUUUACUUCAUCUUUGAGUACUGAUGAUUUAAUUCAGUGGUUUGAAAAUUUAGUGUGCACCAGAAUCCCCUGGGGGGCUUAUUAAAACACAGAUUGCUGGGCUCCACUGAGUUUCUAAGUAUUAAGUCUGCGAUGGGGCAGGAAAUUUGCAUUUCUAAGUUUCCAGGUGACACUAGUGCUGCUGGACCGGGACCCACUCCUUGAGAAACACUUCUGUGUAUACACACACAUCAAGAGUGUCUUGUUUAUAAACUGGAUAUCCACCUUUGGAGCAGAUGAGUGGGUAAUUCUAUGACUACUAGACAUCCAGUCACCAGGAGAGCUAUGUGAAAUAGGACUUUAAUGAGUGGCCAUCAAAAAGUAAAGACAAAAUCAUUAUGUAAUGUCCAUCUUACUUCUCCAUUGGAUUAGGGUACUUGGAAAUAUACAGUGGUGCCAGUUAGAAGAUUUUUUAGCAUAGAGGUACAUUAAAAUUGUAUGAAGUUUUAUUGAGUUGUAAUUGACAUAUAAUAUUGUGUGAAUUUAAGGUGUUCAGUGUGUUGAUUUGAUGCAGUUAUAUAUUGCAGAAUUAUUACCACCAUAGCAUUAGCUAACACCUCCACCUGUGACAUACCAUUUGGGUUGGGGGCGAGAACAUUAAAAAUGUACUCUCUUAGCAACUUUCAGGUAUAUAAUUGUGGUUAAUUAUAAUCACUAUGCUCUACGUUAAAUCGCCGGAAUGUAUUCAUCUUAUAACUGAAAGUUUGUGCCUUGUGACCAGUA
Molecule: messenger RNA, 4145 nt
Organism: Balaenoptera musculus (blue whale)
Lineage: Eukaryota; Metazoa; Chordata; Mammalia; Artiodactyla; Balaenopteridae
Gene: TRMT6
Product: tRNA methyltransferase 6
Exons: 11
Coding region: 266-1687 (473 amino acids)
Biological process (GO): tRNA methylation
Cellular component (GO): tRNA (m1A) methyltransferase complex; nucleus
Source: RefSeq, a predicted model, not a curated record